Molecule: messenger RNA, 996 nt
Organism: Xiphias gladius (swordfish)
Lineage: Eukaryota; Metazoa; Chordata; Actinopteri; Istiophoriformes; Xiphiidae
Biological process (GO): regulation of glycogen biosynthetic process
Cellular component (GO): protein phosphatase type 1 complex
Molecular function (GO): glycogen binding; protein phosphatase 1 binding
Source: RefSeq, a predicted model, not a curated record
AAGAUUCCCUUCACUCAGCACAAGACUAAAAACAUGGAGAUCUCCAGUACAACGCUCCUGUCAGAGUGUGGCCUCGGAUCAAUGGCCCAGUCAUCUGGACUUGUGGAGAUUGCUGUCAGGAUGUGCUUGAACCAGCGCAAACAACUGUGUCCUCAUGUUUGGGUUCCCAUCCUGAAGCCCCAGCGCCCUUGCAUUCGUCCGCAAGUAUCAUAUCAGCUACCCUCUGUCAUCUUGAGUCAAGCUUGUUUGACCCACCCUCUCUCAUCUCUCUUGGGUGACUUGGAUGAUGAGGUUUUGAUCCCAGUCAGGAACAAACGUGUGGUUUUCGCUGAUUCAAGAGGAUUGUCUCUAACAGCUGUGCGAGUAUUUUCUGACGAAGAGGAGCAGUCCGACCUCGACCUACUACCAUCGCUGCAGGGCUUGGGAGGCAUGAGAGAGGACGGCUACAGCUGCACCGUCAGCACCUGCUGCCCAGGAACACGGCUCAGAGUGAGCUUCCCGCAACCCUCGGCAGAUUUCCAGGCCUUCCGUGCCAAGCUGGAAGAGAGCAUGGUUAUCCUGGAGAACUGCAGUGUUACUGAACAGGCCCUCCAGGGUGCUGUCCGAGUCAGGAACAUCGGUUUCCAGAAGGAUGUGCGUGUGCGCAUCACCUUUGACUCAUGGCAGAGCUACAAAGAUGUGCCCUGCACGUACCUGCAGAAACGUUUCGGAGGACCAGAGAUAGACAGCUUUGAAUUUGACAUUGCCAUUCCUAAAGUGCUGGAUGCCAAAAGGAAGAUAGAAUUCUGUUUAAGGUAUUUACCAGGAGGGCAGCGAGAACCUUUUUGGGACAAUAACAAUGGACAGAAUUACAGCAUUGCAGUGUGUGUGAGCUCAUGUGGGAAGAAUCUAAGUGAAAGGGCAUGACUCACUCAACCUAAAAAGGAUCCCUGUGUUUGUCAUACAUAAUGCAUCGGUUCUGAUGAGGUGGAUAUUUUUUAUUAUGUUUGCAUUGAU